ACACGCCAUCGUGGCCGCACAUCAUUGGGUCUUCGCGUAUCUUCUUUCCUCUCUGCCAAUCUCCUUCUCGCCCUCUUGCUCUCGCCCGUCUAGGGUUCUAAAUUCAUCGUCUUUUUCCCUCUUUCGAUCGGAUCUCGACGCAUCUGAAGCUUGGAUUGUGUGGUUUGUCUUCGGUUGGAGUUUCCGGUUUGGAAAUUUUGGUUGUCACUGCAGUGGCGCUUACAUUUCAGCAUCGUCAUCCUUGAAUAGUGCUAAAGGUGUCACUGUUUAAGGUGUGCCCAUCUGCCAUUGCUUUGGAAAGCUUUAAUUAAGAUGCACUUCCUUGCAUCAUUUCAACAAAAUGCAGGUGUUGAAUCGUUUAUUAAAGCUACCAGACAAUGGACACCAAGAAAUUCAUGCAGUUGGUGGAAGAGAAGAAGAAGAGAAUACUUGAGAAGAAGGAAGCACCCUUGAAAUGGGAACAGAAGCUUGAAGCUGCAAAGGCAAAAGCUGAAGCUGAAGCUGAAGCUGAAGCUAAGGGAAAGGAGAAAAAACAGAAAAUCAAGAAGCACAAAAGAAAGAAUUCAUCGGCAUCCGACUAUGACAGUGAUUCUGAUAGCAGUGACACAGAACGAAAGCUCAAGAAGAGAAGUCACAAGAAGCAUCGAAGUCACCAUUCCAAGAAACGGCACUCUAGGUCAAGUGACGAGAGCAGCCUUGAUGAGUAUGAAAGUGAAUCUGACGGGGGUAGGCACAAGAAGAAGCACUCUCAUAAGAAGAGGCAGAAACACCAUCCUUCAAGAACUGACUCCAAUUCUGACUCAAGCAGUGAAGAUGAAGCUGAGACUGGGCGGAAAGGUCAUUCUAGGCCCCACAAACGGCAUCGCCGAUCAAGUGCUGAUAAUUCAUCAGAUUCUGAAGAUAACAAAACCCAUAGGAGGCAGCACAAGCAGCAUAUCAGAUUGAGCAGUGGUGACUCAAUUUCAGAAUCUGAUGACCAGAGAAAUGCUAGGAGAAGUAGAUCACUUGGAAAGUCCUCUGAUGACAACAGUGAAGAGAUUGGAGAACCAAGAAAUUUCAAAAAGUCUCAUCACCGGCAUGGGCACCACCACCACCAUCAUGACCGCCAUCAUCAUCACAGCCAUCGCCACCACCCGGAUUCCACCGAGGCAAACCUUGUGGACAAGGGUAUGUGAAGAAAUGUAGCCUCUGGUUGGAUGCACUGACCCUGACUCUUUUAAUUUGCCCACUUUUUCUACAAAACUCAUGGGAAAAUUAUUGGUUGGAAGAAAAGGCAUGGAGUGAUCUUUUCCUGACUUUGGGUUGUGUCAUUCAUUUUAGCCUGAGUAUGCUGUUUUAUUUGUUGAAUGAAUAGUCUGUAGGAUUGUAUUCAAUGUUUUUUCUUCCUUAAAUUAUAACAUAUAUUAUAUGUUCA
Messenger RNA from Dioscorea cayenensis subsp. rotundata (Guinea yam), 1414 nucleotides. RefSeq names its product protein FAM133A. The transcript has 4 exons. The coding region runs from base 378 to 1175 and encodes 265 amino acids. The record is from RefSeq and is a predicted model, not a curated record. NCBI's taxonomy places the organism in Eukaryota, Viridiplantae, Streptophyta, Magnoliopsida, Dioscoreales, Dioscoreaceae.